Molecule: messenger RNA, 879 nt
Organism: Rotaria sordida
Lineage: Eukaryota; Metazoa; Rotifera; Eurotatoria; Philodinida; Philodinidae
Source: the annotation of a GenBank genome assembly
AUGAAAGCAAAUAAUGAUCAACAUAAGAAACAUAUCGAUCAAUACUUUGCAACAAACACGAUUAAUCAUUUAAAAACUUUGGCUGGUUCAUUUUGUAAUGAUGCUGUAUUUUUUCUUAUUACAUUACCAGAUCAUAAUUUUGUUCUUGCACCAGUUUAUGCUUCGUGUGUAAUCAACGAAAAGAAAGAAGUAUCAUAUUCAGGUCCAACAUAUGUCACAAUUAGAUCUGGUAAACACGACUCAAGUACUGCUGAAACAAAUCAUCACAAUUUCUCAUUAUUAUUUGAUUCAAAAGAAUUUGAACCAGUGAUGAAAAUCAAUGGUCAAUGUAAACCAAUUGUUAUUAUAUGUGUUGAUGGUGGACCAGAUGAAAAUCCUCGUUAUGCAAAGACAUUAGUUGGUGGUGUUAAUUUAUUCAAGAAAUAUCAACUUGAUUGUUUAUUUGUGGUUUCCAAUUGUCCUGGUCGAUCAGCUUUUAAUAUGGUUGAACGUCGAAUGGCACCAUUGUCUAAUCAAUUAGCUGUGGACGAGCAACUGGAAAUAAGAAAUUUUAAAAGAGCUGGUGAAUGUUUAGUUGAAGUUUGGAAUGAACUUACAAUUGAUUAUUAUUCAGUUGCUUGUCGAUAUAUUGAACCUGUCGAUAAGAAAGAUUCAUCAUCUUUACUAAAUCCAAAUACACUUGAUGUUAACUGGUUGCAAAUUCAUGUUCGACAAUCACAAUAUUUGUUGCAAAUCAUCAAAUUUUCUUCAAAUGGAAUUUCUGUUGCUGAUUUAAGUGACAAAGAUGGUCAUUUCAUCGAUUUAUAUCAACGAUUACAACUGGAUAAUAUCCUUUCAACUGUCAACGUGCCAUAUGAUUACAAUUGUCCAUCAGUUUAA